AUGCUGGCCACCCUAUAUGAAUCAUUUUGGAAGGCUGAGUAUUGGUUACCUCCUGGGUAUACAUGGGCUGACUUAGAAGAUUCUGAUGACAUCACAUAUCCUCAUCCCAAGGACCUGCUGGCAGUUGUUCCCCUGACAUUUGUCUUGCUGGUCAUUAAAUAUGGCUCUGAGAGGAUCAUAGGAUUGCCCUUGAGCAGAGUCAUGGGUGUGCAUGACCCCCGCAGGAUCAAGGCAACUCCCAACCCCAUCCUGGAGUCAUUUUUCCAGACCCAGAAUAAGAAACCCAAAAAGGAUGAGCUGAGUCACCUGGCCAGUCAGUGCAGCCUUUCUGUGAGGCAAAUACAGUGCUGGUUUCGACGUCGGAGAAACCAAGAACGGCCAUUAAUGAGCAAGAAAUUCUCUGAAUCCUGUUGGAGAUUUUUAUUUUAUUCUACUUCUUUCUUUGAUGGUGUGUUCAUCUUCUACAAUGAAACCUGGUUUGGGAAGCCAGAGACUGUCUGGAAUGGAUAUCCGAAGCAGCCUCUGCAGCCUGCCAUAUAUUGGUGGUACCUCUUGGAGCUCAGCUUCUACUUCUCCUUGCUGCUUACUCUGUCCUAUGAUGUGAAGAGGAAGGACUUCAAGGAGCAGGUUGUCCACCAUUUUGUUGCUGUUGCUUUGAUCUUGUUCUCCUAUUCUGCCAACUUGGUGCACAUUGGUGCCCUGGUGCUGCUACUACAUGAUGCGUCAGAUAUCUUCAUGGAGGCCUGUAAGAUGUUAAUUUACACAAAGUGGAGGCUAGCUCGAGACACAGUGUUCAUCCUCUUUGCCAUGGUGUUCUUCAUUUGCAGACUCAUUCUCUUCCCAAUCAAAGUCCUUCACACCACUUACUAUGCUUUCCUGACCAACUACCAGGCCUUCUUUGGAUACUAUUUUGCCAAUGUUCUCCUGAUGGUCCUGCAGGGUCUCAAUGCCUUCUGGUUUUUCCUCAUCCUCCGAAUGUUCUACAAGCUUUUAUCAGAUGGCCAGGUGAAAAAUGAUGUGAGGAGUGAUACAGAAGAGCAAGAUACGAGUGAUGAACAGUUGGACAUGAGACAGCAGAGAAGUGGGAAACUCCAGUCUAAUGAUACCAUAGACACUCGAGCCCGGGGUGGUUUAAAAGGCUGGCCAGCUUGCCACUGA
Messenger RNA from Gracilinanus agilis (Agile Gracile Mouse Opossum), 1158 nucleotides. RefSeq names its product ceramide synthase 4-like. The transcript is spliced from 10 exons. The record is from RefSeq and is a predicted model, not a curated record. Lineage: Eukaryota; Metazoa; Chordata; Mammalia; Didelphimorphia; Didelphidae. Gene Ontology annotation, cellular component: membrane. The coding region runs from base 1 to 1158 and encodes 385 amino acids. Gene Ontology annotation, molecular function: sphingosine N-acyltransferase activity; DNA binding. Gene Ontology annotation, biological process: ceramide biosynthetic process.